CUUUUGGAACUCAGAUGCGCGUCAUAGUACGCCCCUGAACUGCUGUCUUUGUAGGCAGCCUACUAGGUUUUAACACACAGCCAUUUCGGAAAGCGUCUCUGGCACGUGGGCUUUAUGCGAUCUAACAGUACGAGCUGAGGCGCUCACUAAUCCGCGUCUUACAGGCGUCUGCUCUCGCAUGCCACAACAACCACCAGCCUUUCAAACUUACAUUUCCAUCCAAACUCCACCGACAACCGCAGGCAAUCAUGACUAUAGACGCGCCCGUUAUUUUGUCCGCACUUUUCUUUACGAUUAUUGCCAUUAUAGUUGCAUCGGCGCUCCUGGCGAAGAAACCUGCGCAAAAGAAAGAACAGAAACAGAAACAUCACGAGGAGAGAUCAGAGCGGGUUGCUGAAUAUCACCAGCCCAGAGAAGAGCAACCAGCUCCAGCUCCAGUACAGAAGGAGGUGAUUAUUGAGAAGAAAAGUGAAGAAGCCGUUCCUGUCGUAGAAGCCGAAGUCAUACCUGUGCAACAAACACCUGUACAGGCAGAGGUAAAGGCUGAAGAGGAGAUAGCUGUUGAGCCGAAAAAGGAAGAGCCUGCUGCAGUUGCGCCUGUAAUUGAGGAAGUUGGUGUUGUAGAAGAACAGCCCGCAGUUGAACCUGAGGUCAUCCCUGUGCAAGAAACACCUGUCCAGGCAGCUCCAGAGCUUGAGCCCAAGCCCGUACCUGAAGAAGUCGUACCAUCUGCACCUGUGGAAGAGCCCGUUCCUGUGCCAGAGCCAGUGCCUGAGCAAGUACCCAACUCGUCACCAGAACCAGUGGCUACACCAGUAGAAGAGCCAAUGCCUGAACCAGUGAAUAAGCCUGUCCCAGAACCAGUGCCUGAACUAGUCCCAGAGGUGCCCAUCCAUGAACCAGCAUCUGAACCCACCCCUGAACCAGUAUCGGUGCCCACCCCAGAAACAACGUCUGAACCCACCCCAGAACCAGUAUCAGUGCCCACCCCAGAAACAACAUCUGUGCCCACCCCAGAACCAGUUUCUGUACCAACCCCCGAAGCAGCGCCUGUGCCCGUCCCUGAGACCUCACCAGCAGCUGAAUCCCUAGAGAAUACUGAUGUCGCAGCUGCUUUAGUGACGGAUGAGGUCGAGACCUCUGCAGUCCUACCCGGUAAUAAGAGGACCACCAAGUUUGAGAAGAGAAUGAGCACGGAGGAGAUGGAAGAGGAGCAGAGGAUAGAGUUCACAAAUGACUUUACAGCUCUUUAAACAACACCAGGCAGUAUGCCUGUGUCAGGCCACUGAGAUGCGGAGUAAGCAGAAGUCGAAGCAUGCGCUCCCUAUAAUGAACCAUGAGGACCUUUGAGUGACUUCUCUGUUUGACUGUCUCGGAAAUGUGUAGAAAUGGAAACUUACCAUUGUGCUUUUAGUCUUUUUUCCCCUUUGUUUUCUGCCUGUGAAUAACUUCUUAAAGCAAAACGCCAAAGAACAUAAGAUUAUAUAUAUAUAUAUAUAUAUUUACACUUAGGUACAGCUAGAUACAACUAUGGCCCAUAGACUAUGACAUGUCUAUUAAAACAGUAAUGAUGUAUUUAAUCAAACACUGAGCUCGAUUUAAUGAUACAUUUACAUUAAGUUCAUUUAGUUUACGAUUUGGAAACUCUUUUGUAAAGAAAGGGAGGGAUAAUGGUGAACCAGUGAUUCUGUUUUCUUAAAUUGGAUUUUUUUUAAUUUUUUAUAUGACAUGAAAUAAUCUUGUGCCUUUGUUGAGCAUCAUGUGUUCUUUAGUCAGCCAAUCAGCAUUCAGUCUCAUAGGCUGCCUGUCCUGCUCUUCUGAAAUACCAUCGCGCCCCCUUGUGGACACACACAGCUAUGACCAUCACAGGCUAAUGGGAAAGUGCUUGCUUGCACUGUAGAGUCAGACAUGUUUAUGAUGAAAUUUAGAAACCAUGUGGAUUUUGUUGUUGUUUUUGGAUGCCAUGUAAAAAAAAAAAAAAGGUGAAUCUCAUCAAACAUUUUAUGAGUGACAUUUCAUGCCAGAAUCGGAAGAGAAUGUAAAAUUAUAAUUUGCAUAAAGAAAAAUAAAGCCUAUUUUUAGAACCCUUAUGAUUUUUUUCUUGCAUUCUGAAAAAGUAAUAUUUUACUGUAAUAACUAUUGUGGUAAACGUAAUUAUUGGUGAUACAACAAAUGCUACCAUGUGUAAAUGCUACCAUGUGUGAAUGCAUGCUUUUUUUCUGCAUUAUUUUAAAGAGAAUAUCAUUUUGAUUUUGCAGUGAAAUGUGACUGAUAGGGUUUCGUGAGAUUCACCCUAAUGGCUUUUGUAAUAUCAAUAAAGAGCCAAAUUUGA
Messenger RNA from Sinocyclocheilus rhinocerous, 2332 nucleotides. RefSeq names its product protein TsetseEP-like. Lineage: Eukaryota; Metazoa; Chordata; Actinopteri; Cypriniformes; Cyprinidae. The coding region runs from base 249 to 1253 and encodes 334 amino acids. The record is from RefSeq and is a predicted model, not a curated record. The transcript has 6 exons.